Molecule: messenger RNA, 336 nt
Organism: Pollicipes pollicipes
Lineage: Eukaryota; Metazoa; Arthropoda; Thecostraca; Pollicipedomorpha; Pollicipedidae
Product: abnormal spindle-like microcephaly-associated protein homolog
Exons: 4
Source: RefSeq, a predicted model, not a curated record
UUCUGCCUGCUGCUGCACCACUACCAGCCGACGCUGCUGCCGCGGGAGCGCAUCGUCAACGCCGGGGAGAGCGCCGACAGGGGCUCCGGCUCCGACGGCGACCUCGACGACAGCUUGACGUUCAGCUACAGCAGCCCGGACGGCGCCGAGCAGCAGGAGGCGCGCCGCCAGGCCGACAAGGCCAACCUCACGGCGGCGUUCGUGGCGAUGCGCGAGCUGGGCGGUGUGCCGGUGCUGAGCGGCUGGACCGACUACUCCGGCACGCUGCCGGACCGACGGCUGGUGCUGGUCACGCUGGCGCACCUGUGCGGCCGGCUGCUGGAAGGUCUGGACUAG